Sparassis crispa is the source of this 3297-nucleotide messenger RNA. RefSeq names its product glycosyltransferase family 8 protein. Lineage: Eukaryota; Fungi; Basidiomycota; Agaricomycetes; Polyporales; Sparassidaceae. The record is from RefSeq and is a predicted model, not a curated record. Gene Ontology annotation, molecular function: glycosyltransferase activity. Gene Ontology annotation, cellular component: cytoplasm. The transcript has 3 exons. The coding region runs from base 1 to 3297 and encodes 1098 amino acids.
AUGGCCACUCCUUUUGCUUUUGUAUCUCUUCUAACUUCUGAUAGCUAUCUUCCCGGGGCUCUUGCGGUCGCAGCUGCGCUCAAAGACCUUCACCCGGUUCCCCCUGUCCAGCCCGAGGUUGAAUUUCAGACAGUAUGUCUUGUCACUCCGGAGACUGUGGAUGUGUCCUCCAUCAAGCUCUUGAGGAGGGCAUUUGAUGUCGUCGUAGGCGUGGAACUCAUUGAGCAGGAGGACAAUGUCAAGGGCCUGCAACUGCUAGGCCGUCCGGACUUGACUCAUGUCCUCACCAAAUUGCAUGCUUUCCGGUUGACCCAAUAUUCUAAGCUAAUUUUUCUGGAUGCGGAUGUGCUUCCCAUUCGCCCUAUAUCUCACCUGUUCACCAUCCCCCACGAGUUCGCCGCCGUACCGGAUGUAGGGUGGCCUGAUAUUUUCAAUUCCGGCGUGCUUGUCUUCUCACCAGGCGAAGACAAGUUUAAUGAACUAAUGGGGCUUCUCCGAACAAAGGGAAGCUGGGACGGAGGGGACCAAGGGCUCUUGAACGAGUGGCGUGGAGGCGAUUGGCACAGGCUCAGCUUUACGUAUAAUACCACCCCUUCUGCUGCAUACACCUACGCGCCGGCGUACGAACGCUUUGGGUCCAAGAUAUCCGCAAUCCACUUCAUUGGGUCCAGCAAGCCGUGGUCCUCUAUCCCAUACCGCGCGCCCGGUUCGGUGGGCGCUGAAAAGCCCCCGCUAGGCGCUAGUGAGCAACAGCGGAAUGCGUACGAUUACGCGUCACUCAUCGACCGAUGGUACGACGUGUACGACAGACACUAUCGCACCGAUCAGCCCAUGGCGCAUGCAGACUUUGAGGUCCGGCGCUACACUUCCGCAUGGGACACCGAGCAGGAGUUUGGUGAGCUCCCGACAAUGACUGGUCCUAUCGCACCUGUCGCAGGAGCGACACUGGGCUUGGAGGACUUGCGCAAGAUCGCUGUGGAAGGUAUGAGCCGCAUCGGCAGCACAGCCGAAGUGUCAGAGCAGGGUCCGCACGAAGGAGAAUACAGAUCGCUGCCGUUGGAGGGUCGGGUUGACUUGAUGAGACCUAGACAUGAGCCGGAGCCUCAGCAGGAACAGCAUGAGACGCAGGAGCAGAUGGAGCAGGGUGGGGAUAUAACUCCAAAGCAGGAGGAAUACAAGCCUUCCAGUGGUGGACCUGAUCAAGGCCAAAGAACGGAACAGCCUCCCCACCAUCUGUACCCUCCGCAGUUGCAGCGUCCACUGCCAGCAGAGCAGCCAUAUCGCCAGCCAGAAUGGCAUGUAGGUGAACAGCAAUAUCGUCCGGCGCAUGUUCCUGGACAUGCAGAGCAUCAUGUGCAUGUCCAUCCACGUGUGGACGAUUACCGACGAGAUGAGUCCCAUUCACGGUCUCCACCUCCCGAGGGCAUCACGCACCACGGGCAUCAUCGUCCCGCACGUCACUAUCAUGGGCAACCUGAGCACGCACCUACAUCGCCACCUGGCCCACUGCCAUCCUUACCCCCGUCCCAGCCCCCAGCCCCGUCUCAACCACAAGCAUUCCAUCAGCCUGAGCCUCGCCCACCUCCUACGCAAACUCAACCACAACCAUAUCAACGCCCUGAGCCGCCUCGUCCGCCGUCUCCGUCCAAAUUCUCCUGGAAUCCCGCGAUUGAGCCUCCGCCGAAUACGGCCCCUGGACCCUCCUCCUUCCCUGUUGACACGUACUUCCCGAACGUCUGGGACCAGAUCCCCAGCCAACAGCACGACGCGACUCACCAGUUAUUCCCUCCACCUCCGCAAUCCCCGGCUGGUCCUGGCUUACACACGUUCUUUAACCCUCCCCCUCCCGCUGUCAUUCCUGAGCAGCUUGUGCAACAAGGACAGUAUGCAGGCGUUAUCGGUCAGACGCAUGAGACUCCACCCACGCCCGAUCGCAGCAAAGUACACGCGGUCUUCCCAUGGGAGGAGAAGCCUCGCCAUGUCCCACGGCGCGUGUUCCCUGUGACGGACUCGCCGCCGCCGUCUACUCAAUACAUUGAGGCUGAGCUGAGCCCACCCACCGCGCAUCUGGGUUCCCCUGCUCCAGGUCGUCCGAUAUUGCAUGUGCAGACACCUCCGUCGGCCGGCCUGCCGAGCAAUCUCUCGUAUUCGAAUGCAUGGGAUACGGUACCGAGCAUCCAGCGGUAUGCCUCUCGUCUUGUACGUCCGCCGUACCGUGGAAUAGUGGCAUCGCCAUCUGCACCGAGCGAUGAUGGGUGGCGUAAGUGGGAGAAGGAGCGGGAGCGUGUCGUGCAAGCAAAACAGGAUGCGAGUAGCAUGGACGGAGACGACGAAGACGAGGGCGACGAUGAGGAAUCUGACAAAGAGCUCACCGGACGGCGCGAGCAAGAUGGCGGCAGAGAGAGGAGCGGAAGUGGGUCGCGUUCCCGAGCGCCCAGCUCGGCAUCGGCGCUAUCAAUUAGUAAGGGUAAAAAGUACCGCACAUGCGGGGUGCAGACCACGGCGGUGGAGACGCGGAACCAGAGCGUACAGGUUAGCAUUCUCACGGACGACAUGGUGCCGAAGAAGGCGAUAGAAGUGAAGCCGCGCGGAGGAGGUGUGUCAGGAGUAGCGCGGCGGGAGGUGGCGUACAGUUCUAUUGGUACUGGCGGAGGGCUGCUCCCCGCUGCGACGUUCCGCGAGUUCAAGGCUGACCCAGAUCAGAUGGGAGCGGCGACCCCUCUGGCGACACACGCUCUGCGGUCAACGAUGCCGUUCCCAACAACUGGGUCACCGUCGGGAUUGCGCUCGCCUCAGACCCUUGGUUCUCCGCGUAAUUAUUCCCCUCCCAAGCUGGAGACUCCUCCGAAGGUACUGUCUCCUCCAAAAUCACCGUCGCCUCCGAAGGUCCCGUCGCCGCCAAAGGUUGUGUCCCCUCGCAGGCUCUCGUCUGCGCAGCCAGUGGUAUCUUCACCUCGGAAGAGUUCUGUUUCGUCGAAGACAUCAUCCCCAAUUGUCGGGCCGGUUACACCACCUCAGAGUACGCCGUCUCCGAAGCUGGCAAGACUUGCGUCUCCGUUCGCCCCUCUCCUGGCGCGUACCUCGUCGAAUGACACUACUAUCACUUCGUCACCAUCUACGCAAGGGCCAGUAAUCACUCCUGAGAGUACGCCGAUCAUGGGAAGUGUGCGCAAAGGCGGACGUGUGUGGGAUCCGGCACGAGGAGUGGACGUUUUCAAACGCGGUUCGGAGGAAGUUCUCGCGCGAUUCCUGCGGAUGGGUUCGUUCGACGAGGAGGAAAGACGUGUUGUGCAAUAA